This is a messenger RNA of Salarias fasciatus (jewelled blenny), 3630 nucleotides long. RefSeq names its product dimethylarginine dimethylaminohydrolase 1 (gene ddah1). Gene Ontology annotation, biological process: positive regulation of nitric oxide biosynthetic process; arginine metabolic process. Bases 138 to 683 code for a protein of 181 amino acids. The transcript has 6 exons. The record is from RefSeq and is a predicted model, not a curated record. Gene Ontology annotation, molecular function: amino acid binding; dimethylargininase activity. Gene Ontology annotation, cellular component: mitochondrion. Lineage: Eukaryota; Metazoa; Chordata; Actinopteri; Blenniiformes; Blenniidae.
UGUUAGGGGAAAAAAAAGAAAAAGUCGGACAUUUCAACACUUCUCCCUCCCUUGUAGCCUUAUGUGUAAACUUAGUAUCGAUACAGUGAGACAGCAGCACUGGACAGGACGGCUGAAGAGCCUCUCCGACGGUGGCAAUGAAGGAGGCUCUGAAGAAUUUGAAUUUGAACAUUGUGGAAAUGACUGAUGAGAACGCAACGCUGGAUGGAGGAGAUGUCCUUUUCACUGGUCGAGAGUUCUUUGUGGGUCUUUCCAAACGGACCAAUCAGAGAGGAGCAGAGAUACUAGCCGAUGCAUUUAAGGAUUACGCCGUCUCCACCGUGCGCGUGCAGGAGCAGCUUCACCUGAAGAGCUUCUGCAGCAUGGGAGGACCUGGCCUGAUCGUCAUCGGCUCCAGUGAACCGGCACAGAAGGCCCUGAAAACCAUGCAGCAGAUGAGCGACCAUCGCUAUGACAAACUGACCGUGCCUGACGACUUGGCUGCCAACUGCAUCUACAUGAACCUGCCCGGCAAAGGCCACGUGCUGCUGCACACCACAUCGGAGGAGUUUCCAGAGAGUGUCAAGGUGUUCGAGAAGCUAAAGGACCACAUGUUGAUCCCUGUGGCCAACACGGAGAAGGUCAAAGUCGACGGAGCCCUCACAUGCUGUUCUGUGCUCAUCAACAAGAAGGCUGACAUCUGAGAGGGCCGCCGGAGGCGUUCUGACCAAGAGGACCCUGUGUCUGAUCACUGUGGGUCCCGAGGUUCGACUAAUCAAUUCUAGGCAGGUUUAUUGCUGCCGAGGGCAAAACUAAUCAAAUCCAAGUAUGACAAUUGAUCAACUUUUCACUUUUUACCCCUGUGAAAAUAGUUUAGGUGAUUUAAAAGUAUUAGUUUCAGAUGAUCAUAGUCUCAAUAAGAAACAGAAUCGUUAUGAUAAAACUAGAUUUCUUUCACAAUGACUUCAGGAUGCUCUGUUAAAAGAAACACCAGACAAAAAGCAGGAUUUAAAGCUUUAUUUGUCUUGAUAGCAGCGUCUUGUUUUUCCACGAACUAUAAUCCAAUUAUGAGAGAUUCACGUGAAAAAAGAAGAUAUUAUCCUAGAUCAAAACUUCCAACCUCUUCACCUUCAGAGUGCUUGUAGCUUGAGUGUAGACCAGACUUAACCUACUGUCCAAUGUUUACAAGUCUUGAAGAAAGCCACACAGAACAAAACAGUGGUACACAACAAAGCUAGGCAGAAUAAAUCAGCCGUAGCCAUGGCAGAUUUAUUAAUAACAUAACUCAGUGGUUUUCAAAGUGUGGAGUGUGCAUUCCCUGGGGCCGGGAGGGACUUUAGGGUGGAGGUGGAGUAAAGCAAGAGGAAAAUAAAACAAACCAGAAAAAAUAUUAAUCAUCUGGUUGGGUAAUUUCAAGUAUGAUCAAUUUUUAGUGGUUGUGCUGCUCCACUGCCACAGUGUGUUAUUAACCAGAUUUUUUUUUAGAAGCCUUAGAUUAUUAGUAUAGAGUAUUUCAAAGCAUUAUUAACACUUCAGUCCUCCCCGCUUACGACGAUAGCUGCUUUCUUAUGGUGCUACUGCCAGGCUAAUCUACUGUCUCACAACUCCAUCCAACACUGCAGCACACACAUGGCAUCUUGACAAUGUUUACAUCUUCAAGGCUUUGAAUUAUUUAACUUAAGAAAGCCACAUUUAUUGCUGGAAAAGGACUUAAUAAAGGCGAUUAAAAUGUCAUAAUCUCUGAUGGGGAGACAUGUCUUUGUACACUUUGAAAACCCCUGAUGUAACUAACACUGGCAUAAGCGGUAAUAAAAACACAAUAAUAUGCAUGUCUACAUCUGACAUACACUGUUAACGUGCACCAUUUUAACUGUGAUUUAAUUUUUGUGUUUUUGCGUGAACAAAAUGCAACUGAAACACAAUUUUCAAGAACUGUAUUUUGGAGAAAGGCUGAACAAACACAUCCUGCUACCACGAAGCUCCUUGCAUCAUCGCUCCUUCAUUUUUAUUUGUUUUAAGUCUGUAAUGAAUUACUCCAUAAUGGCAGAUUAAUGUCCAACACAAAUAUUUCUCUGGUCACUGGGAUGUUUUGAUUUCGCAUUCUUCAAAUACAGUUCUUUAAAAGGUUAAAAAAAAAAAAUCCUAAAGAUGUGAGCUUUUGUUAUGAUCACUGUGAUUUUAUUGUAGCUUGUUAUGAUUUUGUGAUCAGUCUUGAAAGCUCUGCCAUUGAGACCUGAGGUACUACUGUUAACUAAUCUCUCAUCAUCUGUAUUGUGCAGCAGUGAAAGUGAUAUUUGACUGAUCCUGAGUCCUCGCUGCCAGCUACAGAAGCUAACGUUGACCUGUGAAGUGAUGCUGCAGGACUGUCGAGGGUUGCUGUGGGUUUUUUUUUUUUUUUCAUCUCCUCUGGUGUGAAAUUGAUGGGUUCAUGUGGGUUGUGUGCAUAUUAAUGAGGCUUGGUAUGCUGUGCAGACCCUGAAGAAAUAGAAAAUGCAGACUUUUAUGAUUAGAUAAUAGAUUUGAUCCUGGAACUUUCAUUUACUCUAAAUAUCCAAUUUCUGUUUAGAAAAUCAGUGACUUUCUUUCUGCUGAAUGACUCUGAAGACACUGUGGUUUUGUUUCAAUGUUCAAUGUUGAUUUCUCUCAUCUCAGACCAUGCUGUAAAACCAAUGUGUUAAAAAAAAAAAAAAAAAGUCUUUACAAUUGAAUACGGGAGUCAAAGGGAUUGUACUCAGCUUGCAGAAAAAGCCCCCCAGCCCCCCCAGCCCCCCUGCUGGUGUGUUCCCAUAUAGGAGUCUAUUGACUUGUUUUAGUUGCCUUAUGUCCGCCGUAUGGGAGCUCGUGCUCCAGGCCUAUUAACAUGACAUUAGUAUGUGCGAUCAGUGUCCUGUUCCACUGCUCGUACUGUACAUGUAGAAGCAGCAGGAUGUCUGAGGCCAUGCUGUUUCUCACUGUGAUUGUAAGUGAAAGUGGAGGAAAUGACAUCAGGAGGUGAUUCAGCCUCCCUCCACAGACACAUGCGUAUGGGCAAGCGGGCAGUGACGAAACACGGAAAGAAUUUGUGUUGGGAGUAGAGGCUUGUACGUCUGUAAACACUGACUCUUUUUAAACUUUCACUGUCUUACUGUGGAUGCACUCGGCCCCCUCGCCUCCCCCGGCUCCCGCCUAUUGCCUCAUAUGUGAUUCCAGGCUAAUUUAUGGUCAUGAUAUCAUACAGUCUGGCAAACACCAUGGAUACGAUGAUCUGCCAUUAAAGAGUGUGAAAGCAGUUUAUCCAUUCCAACUCUGCCUGAUUACUACUACUGGUAAGUCAACUACUUGGAUUUAGAUCAGAUAACUUGAUUUUUAUCUAAUCUUGCAUUUACAAAUAACUUUUCAAUGUCUUUGCAGUCUGGAGAUGCACCAGCAUGCAUUUCUCCUCACAUUCAUUGCAUUUUUAGAUUCUGGCAGGACAAACUAUGAGUAAGUGCUCCGACACAGACCCUCAUUUAUACGCUUACUAAUCCUUUCACCCAUCCCUGUAGUCAUAAUGCUGUGCCCAUGUUUUAACUCAGGUCUCUUGGUUUUCAUCCAAGUUGUGAGUAAUAAUUAUUUGAAUCAUCUUAAAUUGAGCCUUUCGUCUAUAUUGUGUAAUAAAUUAACAUCUAGCAC